AUGUGGAAAACGAUAUUGAUUCUUUUGAUCAUUUUGCCCGCUGUAUUCUCAUUGGGAAAACCAUUCUGGAGCACAACACAAGCUCCACAUCCGCGAAGAUACCACAUCGAAAAUCAGCCACAAAUCGCAGAUGAGCCGUUCCGUUUCAAUACCAUCGUCAACGAAAAUUAUCGCAAGAUCAAUGAGCAAUUUAAAAGCAAAAUUAUUGUGAAUUAA
This is a messenger RNA of Caenorhabditis bovis, 216 nucleotides long. NCBI's taxonomy places the organism in Eukaryota, Metazoa, Nematoda, Chromadorea, Rhabditida, Rhabditidae. The record is from the annotation of a GenBank genome assembly.